UUCUUCUUCUUCUUCUUCUUCGAUGGCUUUCAAAUCGCCUCCUGUAGUUUCAUCCACCUGCAACAACUGCGGUUGCGACACUUGCAAGAGCUGCUUCUGUGGAACAGAAAUCCAGAGUUUAGAUACCAAAGCUCCGAAAUCUCUUCACAAAUUUGAUUUAGGACCUGUUCCAUCGCGUGCCGAAGUUGAUGCUGCAGUUACUGCGCUUCAGAGUUUGCUGCAGGAAUAUUUUUCAAUUGAAUCGCUGUCAAAAUGGCUUCAGCCGCUGGUGAACUCCUACGAUUCAAGCAUUUUGCAUUCUCGUGGCUAUCAAUUACUUUGCAAAGGUUUUCAAUGGCUGCUAACAGAUCCUAGUUUGAAGGGUCUGGUAGUUUCAUUGUGUCUGGACAAAAAUGUUUGGGAUGCUAUUAAAAACAAUGGAAUUGUGGAGAAGCUCCAGGAGCUACCUUCUUCAGAAGGUGGAAAUGGAAACCUUGGGAGCUCCAAACCGGGAGCUGACAUUGGUAGUGUCAUUCUAAGCUGGAUUUUGCAGAUGUCACUAACAAAAAUCUGGGAGCUAAUACAAAACUUUGUGGUCCUGUUGAACAAUGCAUUUCUUUUUCCUGGGAAAGAGAAACUUAAGGCAGAGAAAAGAGAGGAGAUAGAUGAAAAAAUCCAAUCUUCAUUCGUUCUGUCCUUGAUCAUCAUGUUGAUUGUGGUUGUCUCUCGGGCUCAGAUUGCAUGAAUUUCGUGGCUUCAACACCUUCUGCUCCGCGCUUUUACCCAAACUUUUAUUUAACCUAAAUUGUGAUAUCUUCUUUGCUUCUACUUUUAACCUAUAUUUACUUCUUGUCUAGUUCCUAAACAUAUAUGUUUAUACUCUUGUAGUGUUAUCUUUACUCCCGGUAAAUUACUUAUAUCGUUUUAUCCUUAUUCAUGGUAAACUUUUCUUUACU
Messenger RNA from Cucurbita pepo subsp. pepo (vegetable marrow), 935 nucleotides. RefSeq lists its product as uncharacterized. Lineage: Eukaryota; Viridiplantae; Streptophyta; Magnoliopsida; Cucurbitales; Cucurbitaceae. The record is from RefSeq and is a predicted model, not a curated record.